CAGGAGGAGGAGCAACAAGAAGAAGAAGAAGAAGAAGAAGAACAACAACAACAAGAAGAAGCAGGGCAACAACAUAACCACGACAAGGACAAACCACAGGAUUCCGACGAAACCCCAUCUUCUGGCUCCGAAGAAAAACCCGAGUUCUCCCUCUCUCUCUCUUUUAUACGCAUUGCUUCAAAACUUCUGCUUUGUGCUUUGUUACUUGGUUUAGAUUCACGUUUCGAUCCCAUGUCUCUGUUUCGGGGUAGCUGCUGGUUGUGAAUUUUGCCAUUUCUGUGCUUCUUCCUUUGAAUCUGAACGCUUCUAUUAUGGUUUUUGGUGGGUUUCCUUCCACUGUACUGUGGGAUGCUUACUGUUCGUGUGGUUUGAGUUGGGGUGUCUGUAUUUUCUGAAUCUCCCCCCAUUUGAUUCGUCGGAGUUCGUUUGCAUGUUUGGAUUUUCGUCUUGUUUAUGAUUGAGACUAAGUUCGUUCGUUAUAUCAUCAAAGAAAGUAAUUAUUUUGGCGUAGAUUUUGUUACUUAGUGCAAGUAGAUGAAUCCUUAGUGUUAUUUUUCACAGCGUUGGAUUAAACAUCAAUCAGCAUGGCACCUUGGAUCUCAUUCCUCCAGAGAUUCGUGUUUGUAGAACUUCAGGAAAUUCGUAAAGAUGUCCAAUGUCCAAUUUGCCUUGGUAUUAUUAAGAAAACAAGAACUGUCAUGGAAUGCUUGCACCGGUUUUGCAGGGAAUGCAUUGACAAAUCGAUGCGACUAGGGAACAAUGAAUGCCCUGCUUGCCGCACACAUUGUGCAAGUCGUCGUUCUUUGAGAGAUGAUCCAAACUAUGAUGCCCUUAUUGCCGCUUUAUAUCCAGAUAUUGAGAAGUAUGAGGAAGAGGAGCUUGAAUUUCGUGAAGAGGAGAAGAAUCGCAAUAAGCAGAUUCAAGCUUUGAUAGCAAAAGUAGUUCAACGGCAAUCUGAAGCACUCGUUAAGAGACGUAGAGAUACACCCGGAACAUUUGUGACAAGAUCACAGCGUAAUCCACGAAACGUUAAUUCAAGGAGACAAAACCAAGCGAUUGAUCUUCAAGGAUCUGAAGAUAAUGAGGAGGAAAAUGACAACAAUGAAAAAGACUCAUCUUCUGCUGAUGAGCGGUGUACAGAACUCCGGCAGAGAAGGCGAAAGAGAUGGACCAGAGUUCGUCCCUCUCAGCCAUCAUCAUCGAUGGCAAGUCCUGAUGGCGGAUGCAUAGAAAGUGAUAUGGAUAUAAGUAGAGAAAAUCGAGGAAUUUCAAGGCAGGUGUCAAAACCUCGAAAGCUUACUUGGGGACGGGGAGGUUUUAGAAGUCACACAAGGCAUGGAGGCGGUGGUGGUAGCAGUAGCAAAAGUUCCCGCAGUAGUCGAUUGUCUAAGUUGGUUGAUCAUCUCCGAAGCUUGGAUGAAAACACUAAUGAGUUAGAUGUCCAUCUCAUGCUUGUUUCUCUGGACAAACAAAGUACACCAAGUUUGCAGCAACCACACCUUUGCUGUCGACCAACUUUGUCUGUCAAGCAUCUUUACGAAUAUGUUGCUCUUCAGACACCUUUGCCAGUUGAAGAAGUUGAGAUACUGGCAGUUAAAGGAUGGUGCAGUUCAUAUUGUGAUAAAUCAUCAGAUGAGAAUUCAGCCCUGAUACAUGAUGAGCUAACAGCGUUGGUUAUAGAUCCACGCAAAGAUGAACUGGAAAUUUUGCAAGGACAUGAAUCUCUGGCAGGGCUUAGAUCCAAAUGCAUAUCUAAAAGGGAGCAUUUGAUUCUGGCAUACAGGCAGAAGGAAGCAUUAUAGUGUUGGUCUGAUUGGCAGACUUUUGAUGUAGACAAUGCCGUAAGCUUAUGUUGUAUAUACAGAAAGAAGAACAAUUGCCUAGUCCAUUUUCCAGUUGCAUACUCAGUCCCAAAAAAGAAAGAAAGAAAGAAACUCUAGUAUACUUAUAAGAACCUCCCAAAUGGUUAUGCAAGCAUUGUAAUAUCUUCAAUAAGUUUUACACUUUCCUUUUCAAAUAUUAGUUACAGCUUCAA
Gastrolobium bilobum is the source of this 2035-nucleotide messenger RNA. RefSeq names its product putative E3 ubiquitin-protein ligase RING1a. The record is from RefSeq and is a predicted model, not a curated record. The transcript is spliced from 10 exons. The coding region runs from base 585 to 1802 and encodes 405 amino acids. NCBI's taxonomy places the organism in Eukaryota, Viridiplantae, Streptophyta, Magnoliopsida, Fabales, Fabaceae.